AUGACCACAAAUGGCACUACACUGUCGUUCAUCCCCAUGGUAACGCCGUUCACGGCUCCCCAGGCGUGUUCCAGUUUCUAUGUGGGCAACAGCGCGGGCGGUUCCAACUCCUCGGCGUCUUAUGAGAUCAACGCCUGGUCUGGGCUCUUUCAGCUAUCCCAUAACCUCAGCACAACCUGCUAUCCCACGGAAUACAUCUCCUAUCUCCAAUUUGAAUCCAGCACAGUCGAUGACCUGAUUGCGGGGACCCCAGCGAAUAGUCUCAAGACAGUCGAGGUCCUGGCCCCUUUUGCCUGUCCCGGGGGAUGGCAAGUGGCUACUACCUCUGUCACGGCCUCUACCACAUGGACUGCAUGCUGCCCCUCCGAUUAUGGGGUGUCAUACAGCCUUGGUGAUGACGGUGAUGCCUUUUGGUUAAGCGGCGGCUUUGGAUGUUUGUCGACAGUCUCAGAUGCAGCUACACUCACUUACGCCGCCGAGACACACGAAACAACGGGAGGAUCCACACACACCACAAUCACAAUGCUCACGACCACGGUACAAAGUGCGCAAAACCUCGCUGUGACGGCAGACUCAAUAUAUGGGUUGAACAUUCGCGACACACACAAAACCAGUGGUCUGAGCACUGGGGCCAAGGCGGGGAUUGGUGCUGGCGUUGCUGUGGGCGGGAUAAUCAUAAUCUGCAUUCUAGUCUUCUGGUGUCUUCGACGUCGGAAGCAAAAGAAUGUUCCUCAGAUUGAUACCACAGGCGAAAGGAUGGGAGCGGACAAUAACAACCCACAGGACUAUGCCUUGAGUCCGCAGUCCGAGGUAGCAGGUGCUGGCUGGUCGCAGGAGCUAGCAAGCAGUCAAAAAGUUGAGUUACCAGGCGACGGAAAGGGUCAUCAAGUUGAGUUACCAGGUGACGAAAAGGGUUAUCAAGCUGAGUUGCCAGGUGAUGGCCGGCGGCAAGAGUUAGCGGAUCAUCAUCAGUAUGCCGAGUUAGCUGGAUGGGGGCCACAGGAGCUUGACGGGUCUGUGGUACAGACAGCAAAAGGGAAGGAUUAA
Penicillium soppii is the source of this 1047-nucleotide messenger RNA. RefSeq lists its product as uncharacterized. Lineage: Eukaryota; Fungi; Ascomycota; Eurotiomycetes; Eurotiales; Aspergillaceae. The coding region runs from base 1 to 1047 and encodes 348 amino acids. The transcript is spliced from 2 exons. The record is from RefSeq and is a predicted model, not a curated record.